AAAUAAAUUAAUUUAAGAGUGUUGGUGCACGCCAUCUGUGGAGGGCGGUGUGAACUACCUGGUCGAUGGGAGGUUCCUGCUGUCACCUACACUCACUAACACUACGUCAGGAUUUCUACAAUUUUCUUUCCUGGAGACCUGCUGUGCUCUUUAGGAUUUAAGCAGAUAAACCUUCAUAAUGACGGACUCAAAGUAUUUUACAACAACCAAAAAAGGUGAAAUCUUCGAACUGAAGUCCGAGUUAAACAGCGAUAAGAAGGAAAAGAAGAAGGAAGCUGUAAAGAAAGUCAUUGCAUCAAUGACUGUUGGCAAGGACGUAUCAGCAUUGUUUCCUGAUGUGGUUAAUUGCAUGCAGACAGAUAAUCUAGAGUUAAAGAAGCUUGUUUAUCUGUAUCUCAUGAACUAUGCAAAGUCCCAGCCUGACAUGGCAAUUAUGGCUGUAAACACAUUUGUUAAGGAUUGUGAGGAUCCAAAUCCUCUGAUUAGAGCUCUGGCUGUGCGUACAAUGGGAUGCAUACGUGUUGACAAGAUCACUGAAUAUCUCUGUGAACCCUUACGAAAGUGCCUGAAAGAUGAAGACCCUUAUGUACGGAAAACUGCAGCCAUCUGUGUUGCAAAACUGCAUGAUAUUAAUGCUUCCAUGGUAGAAGACCAAGGUUUUCUUGAUCAGUUGAAGGAGCUUCUCUCUGAUUCCAAUCCAAUGGUUGUAGCUAAUGCGGUAGCAUCCCUUACUGAAAUCAAUGAAGCCAGCAGCUCAGGCCAGCCUCUAAUGGAACUCAAUGCUGCAACAAUGAACAAACUCCUCACCGCCCUCAAUGAAUGUACUGAAUGGGGUCAGGUGUUCAUCUUGGAUGCACUCUCUCAGUAUAGUCCCAAAGAUGAGAGAGAGGCACAAAGUAUCUGUGAGCGCAUCACACCACGUCUAGCUCAUGCAAAUGCAGCUGUGGUUCUCUCUGCUGUUAAAUGCCUUAUGAAAUUCAUGGAGCUAAUGGUCAGUGACUCAGAAUUUGUUAAAAAUCUGACCAAAAAACUGGCUCCACCCUUAGUUACUCUGCUGUCAUCUGAACCAGAGGUUCAGUAUGUUGCUCUUAGAAAUAUCAACCUGAUUGUUCAAAAGCGGCCAGAUCUUCUGAAACACGAGAUGAAAGUGUUCUUUGUCAAGUAUAAUGAUCCUAUUUAUGUAAAGCUGGAGAAGCUGGACAUCAUGAUUCGUCUGGCAUCAGAAGCCAACAUUGUGCAAGUUUUGUCUGAACUGAAGGAGUAUGCCACAGAAGUGGACGUUGACUUUGUGCGAAAAGCUGUGAGAGCAAUCGGGCGCUGUGCCAUCAAGGUUGAGACAUCAGCAGAGAGGUGUGUUUCUACACUUCUUGAUCUUAUUCAAACCAAGGUGAAUUAUGUGGUACAGGAAGCCAUUGUAGUAAUCAAAGAUAUCUUCCGCAAGUAUCCCAACAAAUAUGAGAGUAUCAUUUCUACUCUUUGUGAAAACCUCGACACACUUGACGAACCUGAAGCAAGGGCAUCAAUGAUUUGGAUCAUUGGGGAAUAUGCUGAACGAAUUGAUAAUGCAGAUGAACUACUAGAGAGUUUUUUGGAAGGCUUCCAUGAUGAGAAUACACAGGUGCAAUUACAACUUCUCACUGCAAUUGUCAAGCUCUUUCUCAAGCGACCAACUGACACACAGGAAUUAGUUCAGCAGGUGUUGAGUUUGGCAACACAGGAUUCUGACAACCCCGAUCUCCGAGAUCGAGGUUUUAUUUACUGGAGACUUCUUUCUACUGAUCCUGGUGCUGCUAAAGAGGUUGUCCUUGCAGAGAAACCACUCAUUGCUGAGGAAACUGAUCUAAUUGAACCCACACUAUUAGAUGAGUUGAUCUGUCACAUUGCUUCUCUUGCAUCAGUUUACCAUAAACCUCCCUCUGCUUUUGUGGAGGGGCGCACAGGUCUUCGUAGGGCACUUCCUAAGUCAUCUGGUGGAAGUGACAAUGAUUCUGCUGGAGACCAGCAGCAGCAGCAACAACAACCAACUGUCAUCCCAAACCAAGACUCCCUGAUUCCAGACCUUCUGAACAUGGACAUCAAUGCUCCUCCAGUUGUUCCAACAGCACAAUCGGCUUUCUCUGGAGGUACCCUGGACCUCCUGGGUGGAGGGCUUGACUCCUUGUUGGGGGGUAGUGGAGCUGAGGUAGGAAGUUCUCCAGCUCCAGGAAUUCCUCCAGUAGCUCCCUCAUCUACUGCAGGCCUUCUAGGUGACAUCUUUGGUAUCACAUCGUCAUCUGCACCAGUCUACUCUCCACCUAAGCAAAUCUGGCUUCCAGCAAAUCGUGGGAAAGGAAUGGAGAUUACAGGCACAUUCUCUCGCAAAAAUGGAGUAAUAUCAAUGGAUUUGACUUUACACAACAAGGCUAUGCAACCCAUAACAGGCUUUGCUAUCCAGCUUAAUAAGAACAGUUUUGGUAUUACACCAGCUGCACCACUCAAUGUUCCUGCUCCUUUAGCCCCUAAUCAGUCAAUAGAUGUUAGCCUUAUUCUCAGUACAAGUGGCCCUGUCCAGCGCAUGGAUCCUCUCACAAACUUACAGGUAGCCAUAAAAAACAGUGUGGAUGUAUUCUACUUUGCAACAGUCAUGCCAAUGCACAUUUUCUUCUGUGAGGAUGGUGCGAUGGACAAGCGUGUAUUCCUGUCUACAUGGAAAGACAUUCCAAGCCAAAAUGAAGUUCAGUUUAAUAUUGAAAAUAUAAACAUGAAUGCUGACGGCUUAUCAACUACGGAUGGAAUCUCUAACAAGUUGCAAAGUUCAAAUAUUUUCACAAUUGCCAAGCGCAACGUUGAAGGUCAAGACAUGUUAUACCAAUCCAUCAAGUUAACCAAUGGUAUUUGGGUUCUUACUGAACUUAAAGUACAGCCUGGCAAUACUACCAUUGUGCACGACUCCGUCAACUUGACUGCCAGCUUCAAAUGUAAACAAAAUGCUAGUGCAUUUGAUGAUUUAUCGCUGAAGUCGAGGGCAACAGAUGUAGCUCAGGGGAUCUUUGAAGCAUUUGAUGGCAUCCUUCAUUUCUAAUUUAAGUUACGUAUUUCUUGUGUUCAUUGGGCUAUGAAUGUCUUCAUAGUUUAAUAAAAUAUGUAUUUAAUAAUUUGGUGCAGACAUUGGCAGUUGAUAGUUACAGUGGAUUCAGUUCUGCAUUUAUCUUAAUAUACAGAAUUUAUAUUAUAUCUUUGUCAUUAAUUAAAGGCCUUAGUCAUUGCUAUUUGGUUUUUUAACUGAUAGCCAUUUAGAACAAAAGUAAGAGAUAUUGAGAAAUAUUGUGAUAUGUAUUGAGUGGUUAUCAUUUAGUCAUUCCAUUUUAUCUUUAUUCUUGAAAUUGGUGUACUGUAGUUUUAAGAAAUGUAAAAAAGAUUAUAAUACAGUAAUCUAAUAAACAUUGAAACAUC
Molecule: messenger RNA, 3432 nt
Organism: Cherax quadricarinatus
Lineage: Eukaryota; Metazoa; Arthropoda; Malacostraca; Decapoda; Parastacidae
Gene: AP-1-2beta
Product: adaptor protein complex 1/2, beta subunit
Biological process (GO): vesicle-mediated transport; intracellular protein transport
Cellular component (GO): membrane coat; clathrin adaptor complex
Molecular function (GO): clathrin binding
Source: RefSeq, a predicted model, not a curated record